Mytilus californianus (California mussel) is the source of this 4666-nucleotide messenger RNA. RefSeq lists its product as uncharacterized. The transcript is spliced from 17 exons. Bases 228 to 2246 code for a protein of 672 amino acids. The record is from RefSeq and is a predicted model, not a curated record. Lineage: Eukaryota; Metazoa; Mollusca; Bivalvia; Mytilida; Mytilidae.
UAAAACACAAACAGUAACGAUUUCACAUAUUCAAAUUAAGUGUAUACACUGAAGUAUCGGAUGGAAAAGGCGGUAAAAUUAAGGUAAAGAAAGAAAACCCAAAGAAGGCUGGUGCCAAGGGCGGCAAAGAUAUCCCUGGGCUUAAAAAGAAGAAACAAAAAGAUCCCAAUGCAGUGUUUAGUGAUAGUGAUUGUACAACAGAUUCGGAUGAUGUUGAUCUUGAAAACAUGACUGAGGAAGAAAAGAAAGCAUAUUUUAAAGGCAAAGCAGAGCGUGCAGCAGCACGUGAAGCACGACGUAGGGAAAAAUACGGGGAUAAAUACGAUGAAAUGAUGUCAAAACAUAACGAAUUUAAAGAACAAAAGGCCGAAGAAAAGAAAAAGGAACAGAUAAAAAAAGAAAAAGAAGCGAAGAAGAAAGCGAAGGAAGAAUUUAAAAAGAACAAACUACAAGAACUACGAGAAAAGGGAUUGAUUAGUCCGUCAUCUGAUUGGACAAUUGAUUCUGACACUGGCGAACCAUUGAGGAAAGCUCAAAAAGCUGAAGUGAAAGAGAAGAAAAAGCAAAAGAAAUUACAAGAGCUUCGAGACCAGGGGUUGAUUAGUCCUUCCUCAGACUGGACCCUAGAUUCAGACGGGGAACCAGCUCGACGUUCUGAGCUUGUUAAGCAAGGAAAACGACCACCGGGAGAAGAUGGGAAAGGAGGGAAAGGUGGAAAAGGUGGAAAGAAAAAUAAAGAUGGCAACGAAGCAGACGAUGAAAGUGAAGAAGAAUAUAUUGAUCCUGUAACGGGUGAAGUCAAAAAGAGACCUAAGCAAAAAGAUGGCAAAGAAGAACCAAAAUACAAAUAUGAAUAUGAUGACCAAGGGAGAGUUAUACGAAAAACAAGGAUAAAUGCUAAGCCUGGUGAUGAAGGAUCUGAGUACGAAUAUGAUUAUGAUGAGGACGGUAAUGUCAAAGUUAAGAAAACAAAAGGGAAGAAAGGGGGUGCAGGCGAUGAAUCCGAUGAAGAACAGUUUGAAGUAGGAGCUGAUGGUAAAAUUAGACUAAAACCAGGAAAGAAGAAAAUUGAUCUAGAUAAACUUACCGAUGAUGAUCUGCGGAGAUUGGGAAUUGAUCCAACCUUAUCGAAGGCAGAAAUUGCAAGAAGAUUAAAGGAAAAAUUCGGUGAUGAUAUUGAUAUUACUACAGGAAAGAAGAAAAUAGGAACAAAAAAUAUGGACGAUUAUGGCAGUGAUGCUAAUACGGAUGAUAUGGCAAAUGACAGUGACUUAGAUGUUUCCACAUUAAUUGGAAACAAGAGAGUAAAUGUGAAACUGAAGAGAGGUGGACAAGCCAUUAUAGAUCAUAUGAAAAAGAUUAUUACGCAGUCAAGUCUGAGAGAAGAAAUAGCCAAAAAUUUAGAUGAAAGAGGUGAUAUAGACUUUGUAACACAUUAUCGACUAGUUGACCCCAAUAAAGUGGAAUCUUAUGCAAAAGCAUUUGUCGUAGAGGAUGAUGACAUGGAUACGGUUUUAUCAUUCAAGGAAACAAACGUAGCAUUGGAUGGGGUACCUAGUGUACAACAAAUGACAAAUAAACAGCUGGAUUAUGUGCUGAGUGUUUUGAAUCUAAAUGAUGCAUCAAGGGUAACAUUCCGCAUGUUUGCAGUAAUAUCAGCACUUUGUGACAGAGUUACAAUGAUGGAUCCACUCAGCAAACAUUUAUUGGAAAUAUGUAAUUUACUGGAUAUAGAAAGGAAAAUGGAUUUAUACAAAGCCAUGUUUUACUGCAAUGUAGAAUCAGAAAGAGAUAAUAAUUUUAUUAAAGCGGAAUCCUUACGGAUAGAACUUAUAGCUGGUGGACUGAACUGGAAGCAACAAGAAUUCAUCAUGGAAAGAUUGCAGCCUAACAGUUUUUUCGAGGUUUCUUUCUUGGAUUAUUUGGUAUAUGUUCCGUUGUUUCUGUCCAUGCAUGACAAUAUAUGUGAUAAUCCAUUAGACAUGUCUGAUAACAAGUAUGAUUCAACGCUUCGAAAACCUUCCGGUGCACUCAGACAACGAGAUAUUAAUCCACUCGGUCAGCCAUUAAAGAAGACGUCAACAUAUAUGUUAAAACAAAGGGCCAAAGACCUUGCGGAGGGUAGAAUAAGCAAGGAUGACCUAAAGAAAGAACAAAUAGAACUACUGAACAAAUAUAACAAGUUGCCUGACCUCUUAGCAGAUACGCCACUUCCAAGAACUGGAUCACCUCCUGGACUCAAAUAGAUUGGACCUCUACACGAAUUAUCAGAACUGAUGCUGCUGAAAAAAUAACAAAAGAAAACAAAUCAAAUUAUGAAAUCCGAAUUGAUAUACUUGUGAAAUAAUGUUUUUUUUUUCCACUGUCUGAACUUCUGUACAGUUUGUGUUGAAACAAAAAAACUUAUUGAUGAUUCAUGAUGUUUUUCAAUGAGUGCAAAACAUAAAUUAUUCAUUGAAUACAUUACAGAAUUCAGUCACUAUUUUUUUUAUGUUUGUGAUUAAAUUAAACAAAUAUAGUAACCGAUGUUUGCCUGUAUAGUUUUGGGGGCAAAAGUAUAUAUCAUUUUAAAUUGAUUUUUUUUAUAAAAUGUGCCAAAGUAGUCGAUAACCGUUUAGAUGUUUCUUUGUCUUCUGUUUGUUUUUUUUAUUGUCAGUAAAAUCUAGUAAACUUUAGUAUAUGUAUAUAAAAAGACUAAAAUCACUACGAUUAUUCAAUUAUAAGCAAAGUGCUGUGUGCCAAAUGAAUAGUAUCUUGUAACGUUAUAACAAAAAUUUUAUUUGAAUGUUAUUGUUUUGAUGUUUAAGAUCACACUGGUCAUCCUUACAAAUAUGUAGCAUCAAGAGGAAGUUACCUCCCUUUAGCAUUUCAGAAAUGUAUUUUACACUUGAAAAAAAGCGUAAUUCUCUUUUGCGGUGAAACGUUAGAUUUUUUUACAAAAGUAAUAAUCAAUGUGUAUGAAAACACUCUUUUUUAUUCAAAAUCUAGUGGUGUUGUACCUCAGUAACGAUAAAACAAGAACGCAAAUUCAGUUAUUGUAACUUCAUUUGGUAUGAUCAAUAUACACGUGUAAGUGCUUUGAACACGUUAAACGCUUGAAAACUCAAUAAUUUAAAUAAGAAAAAAGUAAAAUCACAAAAAUACUGAACUCCGAGGAAAAUUCAAAAAGGAAAGUCCCCAAUCAAAUGGCAAAAUCAAAAGUUCAAACACAUCAAACGAAUGGAUAACAACAGGUAAAUUAAUGCUUACGUCACAACUGCAUAAUGAUUAAUCAGACAAUUAGAUUGUGUUUAUCUAUUUAAAUAAGCUGUUAAAUCUGGGACAAAUCCUCUGGUUUUACCAUAUAUGAAUUACAAAUUUAAAAAUCAAUUAAUUUUUUUGUUGAAUCACUAAAAUUUGUUUAAACAACUGAUCAUUAGAAAUUAGUAUAAAAUUCCUGUGUGGUAUCUUUAACUAUUUUAUUUUAAAUUGAAUUUAGAAACUAAGAAUUCCCACACAGUUUAAGGUUAAACCGUGAGAAUUCCACCUCAUCAAAAUUUAAAGUGUCAGGAUGUUCGUAAAAAUGUAUUGGCUGUUACAUGUAAUGUUACCAAAGGCGAUACUUGUGUGUAUAUUUCCUUUCUGUUGUGCCAUAUUUUAUUUGUAGCUAUUAGUUUUGUUUUUUAAAUAGAACUUUACAUACCAAAGUGCAUUUUAAUGUAUAUAAAACGUAUUAAAUUAUAUGAGUUUUGAAAUAUCCUUUUAGCUGAUGAAACGUAGAAUAGUGUGACAUCAUCUUCUACAGAUGACACAUGUCUCUUGUAAUGAUGCGUUCAAAUAAAAAUCGGCAAUAACAUUUUCCUUUACUUUUGUGCAAAAAAAGUUUUGUUUUUUAUAUUUAACAUGCAUAUUAAAUCUUUUUAAGGUAUAAUAAAGUCAGACUUUUUAAUAGGAAUAUCUCCAGUACAGACACUAUACAUGCGUUUUUCUGUUGAAUACCUUAUAACCUAGUAAAUAUCUUAAACACGCGUCUACGUCAGUUUAAAGAUUUGUAUCAUUUUGAAUACAGUACAAGAAAACAGGAAGGUAAACAAAGUAACACACACGUUUUAGAAGUUAACAAAGCCCCAACUUAUAUAUUGAUGAACGGCUUUGCGUGUUUAUAUUAUUUCAUCAAACGAUACGAUAUUUCGAUGUGUUUUUCGGUUAUUGUGUUUAAGAGAAUGAAACUAGUUAGAAGUAUAAUGAUGAAAAAUGCAUCGGCAAUUACUAUAAAUCUACGCAAGAACAAAAAAAUUCUUUUAUCAUAUGCAUAGUUACGAUUUGAUAACCAUGACUUUACAUAUCGGCAAUUACUAAGUCUACGCAAGAGCAAAACAUUUCUUUUAUUAUAUGCAUAGUUAGGAUUUGAUAUGCAUGACCUUACAUGUUAUAUUGGUUAUGUAUAUGACUAAUCUCUGGUUAACAUUUGUACCUAUUGAAACAUAUAUUAUUGUGUACCAUUGGAUAUUUAUGACAAAAGCACUUGUUUUAUCUGCACUGAAUUCACUUUUUAUAAUUUUUAAUGAUCUGUGAUAUGAUUUUGUAAAGAAAUAUAUAGAAUUUGCUGCUGCUACGCAAUUUUGUAUUUUUCGUUUUGAAAAGAGACAUAGUUACUUUUAUGAAUAAAACUCUUUACUGUUGUGAA